Molecule: messenger RNA, 765 nt
Organism: Didymosphaeria variabile
Lineage: Eukaryota; Fungi; Ascomycota; Dothideomycetes; Pleosporales; Didymosphaeriaceae
Exons: 2
Coding region: 1-765 (254 amino acids)
Biological process (GO): proteolysis
Cellular component (GO): cytosol
Molecular function (GO): tripeptidyl-peptidase activity; serine-type endopeptidase activity
Source: RefSeq, a predicted model, not a curated record
AUGCUAACGAUGAGGGACGAUCCGAUUGUUUAUACCGAAGGCAUCGAAGGCGUAGCACGAGUUGCGCCUUAUGUUGCGAAUAACUGGCUGUCUUUGCUCAAGCAGGACUCCGUCGUCACUGUCAACAUCCCAAGCAGCAACAACACUGAAAUCCACCUUGAAGAGUUCGAGAAUAAUGAGACUGGUGGCUACCUUGCGAAUUCGUUGACUAGUUGGGGUCCUAGCUGGGAACUUGGCGUGAAGCCGAACCUCGUCGCACCUGGCGAAAACAUUCUCAGCACUUACCUAACUAGCGAUGGUAGUUACCGGGUGAUGACAGGAACCAGCAUGUCCGCUCCGCUGGUGGCUUCUGCUUUCGCAUUACUAAAGGGAGCGCGAGGCAGCCUUGACCCUCUACGUCUGCGCCGUAUCAUGACAACAACUUCAAAACCGAUUGCCUGGCAUGACGGCACCAAGGUCCAUCCCGAUAUUCUUGCGCCAGUCCCACAGCAAGGCUCGGGUAUCAUUCAGACUUGGAACGCGGUUUAUAGCACGGCGGAGCUCAGUAUCGACAACAUUUCUUGGAACGAUACUGACCACUUUGUGGGCAACCGAACUUUCAGCAUCCUCAACACUGGAUCCGAGGAUGCCAUUUUCGAGCUGAGCCACCGAAAAGCUGUCACAAUGUAUACACUGCAGGACAGCUUUGGCGGCGUUCUUCGAGCGGCUAGCUUCCCAAAUCCUAUUGUUGAGGACUGGGCGGACAUACAAUUCAGCUCUAGGUAA